This is a messenger RNA of Terrapene triunguis (Three-toed box turtle), 2487 nucleotides long. It is a transcript of the gene B4GALT2, whose product is annotated as beta-1,4-galactosyltransferase 2. The coding region runs from base 105 to 1208 and encodes 367 amino acids. The transcript has 6 exons. Gene Ontology annotation, molecular function: glycosyltransferase activity. Gene Ontology annotation, biological process: carbohydrate metabolic process. Lineage: Eukaryota; Metazoa; Chordata; Testudines; Emydidae. The record is from RefSeq and is a predicted model, not a curated record.
CGGAGGCCUUGUCCUGACUGUUGGUGUCCCCUGGGCAGGACCGGUGCCUUGGCGGGAACCGCCCCGGAGCUCGGCGCACAUGCCCGCCCGCCAGCGCCCGGAAGAUGACCAGGCUGCUCCUGGGGGUGACCCUGGAGAGGAUCUGCAAGGCCGUGUUGCUGCUGUGCCUGCUGCACUUCGUCAUCAUUAUGAUUCUCUACUUCGACGUCUAUGCCCAGCACCUGGACUUCUUCAGCCGCUUCAACGGCCGGAACGCCUCCCGGGCCCAGUCCUCCAACUCCUCCCGGCCCAACGGCACCGCCCCCAGCUGUGGGCCGGCUGGCGCUGACCCAGCAUCCAGCGCCAACCACUCCGGCACCGAGAAGCCCUUACCGCCCUGCCAGGAGGUGCCGCCUGGCUUAGUUGGCCGGCUCCUCAUCGAGUUCAGCUCGCCCAUGAGCAUGGAGCGGGUGCAGCGGGAGAACCCAGACGUGCGGGAGGGCGGCAAGUACGUGCCCCUGGACUGCCAGCCCCGCCAGAAGGUCGCCAUCCUCAUCCCCUUCCGCCACCGGGAGCACCACCUGCGCUACUGGCUGCACUACCUGCACCCCAUCCUGCGCCGGCAGAAGGUCGCCUACGGCAUCUACAUCAUCAACCAGUACGGCGAGGAUACCUUCAACCGGGCCAAGCUGCUCAACGUGGGCUUCCUGGAGGCCCUGAAGGACGAGGACGACUACGACUGCUUCAUCUUCAGCGAUGUGGACCUGGUCCCCAUGGACGACCGCAACCUGUACCGGUGCUACGAGCAGCCGCGGCACUUCGCCAUCGCCAUGGACAAGUUCAGCUUCAGGCUGCCGUAUGCUGGCUACUUCGGGGGCGUCUCAGGCCUGAGCAGGUCCCAGUUCCUGAAGAUCAACGGCUUCCCCAACGAGUACUGGGGCUGGGGAGGCGAGGACGACGACAUCUUUAACCGGAUCUCUCUGAACGGCAUGAAGGUGUCGCGUCCCAGCGGCCACAUCGGGAGGUACCGCAUGAUCAAACAUGAGCGCGACAAACACAACGAGCCCAACCCACAGAGGUUCACCAAGAUCCAGAACACCAAGAUGACGAUGAAACGGGACGGCAUCAGUUCCCUGCAGUAUCGGCUGGUGGAGGUGACGCGCUGGCCCAUGUACACGAACAUCACGGUGGACAUCGGCAAGCCGCCCCCACGCCCGGCCCGGGGCUAGCACCUUCCCCCGGCCCACGGGAGCAUGAGGCUGGAGUGCAGGGCUGGCCGUGCCCUGGGCUGGCUGGAUGCAGAGGAGUCUCGCCGUGGCCCGGGGGUGCGGAUCGAACCAGGACGUGUUCGGCCCACUCUGUCUGCCUUCUGGACAUGGCUGCACCCCAGAUUCCCCCCUCACCGCGCGGCGGUUAGCCCUGCCCCGCGGGCCGGGGACAACGCAGCAGCCCCCCAGUGUCCAAAACGGCCCCAGCCAGGGGCUUGGGGAGCUUCAGGCUCGGGCUAACGAGCCCCCCCCCUUUACGAGGAGAGCCAAGGACUGAGCUGCAGCUUCCCCGGGGCGGUCCUGGGCCGGGCGUGUCACCCCAUCGCCCUGACUGGCUCAGUCUGGGCCAGCGGCAGCAGGGGCUCUGUGCCCCACGGGUUCAGCUCCAGCUGGGCCAGGGCUCAUUCUGUGGGCGCUCGCAGGGCUCCCGGGGGGCAGCGUGGCUGGGAGAGGGGCCAGUGCGGCUCCCUGCCACCUGCUCCCCCUCCUGCCUUGCUCCUAGUGGGGCACAGGGCUCUGAGCACAGACACAGCCCCUCUCGCUGUCUUCCUCGGCCGUGUCAGCUAGUGCUUAGAGCCCAGGCCAGGACACCUGGGGCCUAGUCUCAGCUCUGCCCCCCUUUGUGCCUCAGUUUCCCCCCUGCCAGGGACUCAGGGGCUGGCCCCUCCUGCACACUGCGGCUGUGUGGGUGUACUGUAUCCCGGGGGGCUUCAAAGGGACUAUUCCCAUCCUGGCCCUGCCUCAGGGCUGCGCUGCAGGUUUCAGAAGCGGGGGAGCCCUUGUCUGCCCCAUUCCCUCCCUACAGCCCCCCCCGAGUGGCUGCUCCAAUUAGCGGGGCAAGGCGUCUCGGAGCCUGGGGCGGUGGUCACACCAAAACGGCUGUUGGUGAAAGGUAGGUCAGAGACUCUGUGGAUCUCCCCAGCUGUGGGCGGGGGCCCAGCCCCUGGCACGCUGUCCUGCCAAGCAGCCCUGCACCUCCCCUGCCUGCCGAUUCCAGCUGCGCCUGCUGCUGCACCCACCCAAGGGCCCUUUUACAGCACAGAACAUUCCAGCCCAGCUCUCCUCUGGGGCCGGGGCCUUGGCAAGAGGCGGCCGCUAUCUCUAGAACUAGUUUGCCUGGUGCCCUAGGAAGGGGAAGGCUCCUUGGUGGGGAUGGGCACUGCCCGCCCUGGAGGGCAGGAGCUGGUGGUGGGGCAGAGCCCUGCGGGGUUCCCUCCCUCUCUCCCCCGCCCAGGGCCAU